AACGGGCAUCUGUCCCUGGGAUGGACUGCAGGGAUUGGGUCGAUUGCGAUCUGUGGGUUCGUUGUUAGCUGGCAGCAUUUCCUCCUACUGUAACGGCUAAGAAACAUAAUUUCCUAAAUACAUAACGAAGAAUUACUCUCAAGAGGGACGGUUCCUGGUAGAUUUAGCAGCAACUGCGAUUGCGCAUCUGGAAUUUAGCCGCUAGCGCUAGCUAGCCGACAAGCUAGUUUAGCAGAUCCUGUCCUCUGCAUUUUUUUCGAAGCAUUAGCUAUAAGCUAGCUCUCUGUCUCAAGCAUUCACAAGUCAAAGAACAUGUAAAUUACCAUGGAGGCAAAGAGACGGGAACUGGCAGUGCCAGUGAUGGCCUCCCCCCUGCCUGUCUCCAUCAUCCUGGUGGUCCUGCUCUUGGCUGAGUCUCCAUGCCAGGCAGGGGACUGCAAAGGCCACAGGCAGGUGUUGAGGGGACCACCAGGCUACGUCACAGAUGGACCAGGAAACUACUCUGUCAAUGGGAACUGCGAGUGGCUUAUCAAAGCCCCCAGCAGCAGUCACAGCAUAGUCCUAAAUUUCACCUUCAUGGACACAGAAUGUACCUAUGACUACCUGUUUGUGUAUGAUGGAGACUCCUACCAGAGCCCUCUUCUAGCCAGCCUGAGUGGCAACACUCUGCCUGAACCCAUUGAAGCCAAGUCUGGCAAGAUGCUGCUUCAUCUUUUCAGUGACGCUAAUUACAACCUCCUGGGCUAUAAUGCAACGUUCACCUUCUCUCUGUGCCCCGGAGCCUGUGGGGGCCGCGGUCGCUGUGACUCCACCACUUCAAAGUGCCAGUGCCAUCAGGGUUGGGGAGGAGCAGCUUGUACAACCCUCCUGUGCUCCCAGGCUUGUUCUGUGAAUGGCCAGUGUGACAAGAAAGGGGAGCGUUGCAUAUGUAACCCUGGCUUCCUGGGUCAGAGCUGCCUGCUUGGUUUUCAUAACGACAGUGGGGCGGGGCAGUGGUGGCGGGUGAGUGAAGGAAACCCCCACACGCCCCCCAGGAUGGGUUCUGCUGGCGUGUAUCUGUCCUCCACUGGAGCCAUGUACUUGUUUGGCGGGUUUGACCUGAAUAGAGCUCUUGGUGACUUGAUCAAAUAUAACUUCUCCUCCAACCAAUGGGAAAGCCGGUCUUAUGGUCACUCUCCUGUGGCUCGUCAUUCCCACACAGCUGUUGAGUGGACGGGUAACAUGGUGAUCUUUGGAGGAGAGCUUGCUAACGGCUCCCUGGCCAGUGACGUCUGGAUGUACCGGCCUCUCCAAGAUGACUGGCAGCAGCACGGCUUCUCAAAUUCACGUGGGUCUCCUAAACUGGCCAAUCACGCUGCAGCUGUCGUAGACAACUAUCUCUAUGUAUUUGGAGGUCGCACUGAAGAGGAUAUGUUUUCUUCCUCUCUGUAUCGGUUCGGCCUGCAUGGCUCCGGCCGGUGGGAGACUGUUCAGCCCACCGGGGGGAAGCCCCCUUCCACCGCGGGCCACUCCAUGGUGUUCCACAGCCCCUCCAGAACGCUGCUGGUCUACGGCGGCCACCGGCCCACCACUGCCAGGUUUAGUGUGAGGGUAAACAACACCGACGUGUUCCACGUGGACCGGCGGUUCUGGACAUCUUUCCGUUCCCGUUUCCCAGCAACCGGCCCCAGAGAGCGAGCUUUCCACACAGCCACCGUCAUCGGAAACUACAUGGUGGUCUACGGGGGGAAUGUGCAUAUUCAUUACCAAGAGGAGAAGUGCUAUGAUGAGGAUAUCUUCUUUUACCACCUGGGCUGUCACCAGUGGGUUUCUGCUGGGGAGAGAUGGUCCCUCAGAGGGGAUCCAGUGAGGGGGCGUUACUCGCACGUUGCUGCUGUGAUGGAGGGAAAAGUGCUGCUGGUUGCCGGGGGUUACAACGGUAUUGCCAAUGGAGACCUGGUGGCUUACAAAGUUCCGCUGUUCGUCAGUAGCGAUCAGGGUGACAGGGAUGCUGUGUGUGCUGAGGCGCUCGAUGAAAGUAUGUGCCUGAAGAACCCCGAGUGCAGCUGGUGUGAAGGCCGCUGUCGAGAGUACCAGCCCACUAAUCCG
Notothenia coriiceps (black rockcod) is the source of this 2088-nucleotide messenger RNA. RefSeq names its product multiple epidermal growth factor-like domains protein 8. The transcript has 12 exons. The annotation marks the transcript as partial. Lineage: Eukaryota; Metazoa; Chordata; Actinopteri; Perciformes; Nototheniidae. Gene Ontology annotation, molecular function: protein binding. The record is from RefSeq and is a predicted model, not a curated record.